UCAUUUAUUUAUCUAUGAUAUUCAGCAUUUUGUUCUAAACACACUCAUGUCUGUGUGUAUGUGAGCAUGUCAGAGGUCCUGCUGGAAUCCCUGUUGAUUGCAUGCAGUUUCUGCAGGUGUCAGUAUGACUGUAGCCGGUAGGAGGGACUUGAUGCUCCAACUUCUCAUUUCGUGUCUGUGUGCUCUCCAGCCAGUCGUCCUGGUCCUGCUCGGAGAGAGACGACGACAUCAGCAGCGGCAGCAGCGGCAGCAGCAGCACGGCAUUCCGGGGGAACACCAUGCAUCUUGGGCUGAAAACACGACCGGAGCCUCGCGUCAUUUCGCCUUCUUAUUUCUGAUUUCCGUUUUUUUGUUCCGUCUUUUUCUUUCUCGUGGUGUUUCUUUUUUUUUUUUUUUCUUCUCCCACCUCCUCCUUCUUUUUUUCACCCAAUCUCUGACGCGCAAGGACACUACAGCAUCCAUCCACGGCAGAGCCGCUCGCAUAGAGCAUCCUCUGUACAGACGCACCACCGUCCUCCUCCUUCCUUCCUUCCUCCUACUCUCCUCCUCUCCUCUCUCCUGUUCUGUUCUAACCCAGAGGACAUCGGGACCUCUUCUCCCCCCCUUUCGCCCGGAGACAUGGAUCUAUGGUUUCACUCGAUCCGGAUUUGCUGGUGGAGGGUUUUGUUUCUGAUGAGUAUUUUCCAGGACUAUCUGAGCUCCAUGCUGGACUGCCCGCCGACCUGCAGCUGCUCUCAAACAGAGAUCUAUUGCAAUAAGUCCGACAACGGCAGGUUUUUUCCUCUGCUCGCCCUGCAAGACACCGGGAGCAACGGGACCAGCGUUGACAUAGCAGAGUUAUUCCAGAACAUCAGCUCUAUACACAUAGAGAACUGGACAGGAUUGCAGACUCUGAGAGACGUCGAUAUGGAGCUCUACACUGGACUACAGAGACUAACGAUCAUGAAUUGCAAACUGAAGGUGAUCCAGGCUCGAGCGUUCGCACAGAACCCACACCUACGCUACAUAAACUUGUCAAAGAAUCCUCUCACCACUCUGUCAUGGCAGCUCUUCCAGCACCUCCAACUCUCCGAGCUGCGUCUGGACGGCGUGGUGUUCGACUGCGGAUGUGAUAUCCGCUGGAUCCAGCUUUGGCAGCAGAAAGGAGAGGCCGGGCUCAACACACAGCAGCUGUACUGCAAGAAUGGAGACUCCAAAAUAAGACUGCAACACAUGUACAUCCAAAACUGUGACUUGCCGGAGAUCAGUGUGAGCCACAGCAGCAUACAGGUGAUCGAGGGCGACAACGUGACGGUGAGCUGCAAUGGAUCCGGAUCACCGCUGCCUGAGGUGGACUGGACUGUCGGCGGCCUGCACUCCAUCAACACACACCAGUCAAAUGUCUACUGGCCCAACAUCCACUCCAUCAACCUGGCUCUCUUCAACAUGAGCCGAGACGACAACAACUACCAGCUGACCUGCAUUGCGGAGAACGUGGUGGGGAUGACCAACUCCUCCAUCCAGAUCAACGUUCAGUUUCCUCCAGUCAUCCUGAGACUGGCUGAGCCAGAGCAGCGUCAUGAUACCUGCAUCGAGUUCACGGUUCGGGGUUACCCCCAUCCAAAGCUGCGCUGGUUCCACAAGCAAGAGGAGAUUCAACAGAACGACUACAUCCGAACUGAGAUGGACUUCUACCAGGACUAUCUAGAGGGCUGUCUCACCUUCCAGAACCCAACGCACAUCAACAACGGCAACUACACUUUAGAGGCCAGCAACAUCCUUGGAACAGUCACCAAGACAGUGUAUGGUCACUUCCUCAUGGCCCCGGGCACAGAUGAUGAAGUAGUGGAACUAGUUACUCCGACGCCAUCGGACGAAGCAAGCCGACCAGAUGAAGAUACAUUUGGGGUUUCCAUCGCCGUGGGUUUGGCGGGCUUCGCUUGUGUCCUCCUCCUCGUCCUUUUUGUUCUGAUCAACAAAUAUGGCAGACGCUCCAAAUUCGGUAUGAAAGGUCCUGUAGCUGUGAUCAGUGGUGAGGAAGACUCUGCCAGCCCUCUUCAUCAUGUCAACCAUGGGAUUAUUACCCCCUGUACUCUGGACGCGGGUCCCGAUGCAGUGGUCAUAGGAAUGACUCGCAUCCCUGUGGUGGAGAAUCCUCAGUACUUCAGACACGGACACAACUGCAACAAGCCAGCCACCCUUGUCCAGCACAUAAAGCGGAGAGACAUCAUCCUGAAAAGGGAGUUGGGUGAAGGAGCCUUUGGUAAAGUCUUCCUGGCAGAGUGUUACAACCUCAGCCCCACCAAGGACAAGAUGCUGGUGGCUGUCAAGACACUUAAAGACCCCAACUUGUCAGCCAGAAAGGACUUCCAGAGAGAGGCAGAGCUUCUUACCAAUCUGCAGCACGACCACAUUGUUAAGUUCUACGGGGUGUGCGUUGAUGGAGACCCUCUCAUCAUGGUGUUCGAAUACAUGAAGCAUGGAGACCUCAACAAGUUCCUCAGAGCUCACGGUCCAGAUGCCAUGAUCCUGGUGGAUGGCCAGCCACUGCAGUCCAACGGAGAGCUGGGCCUAUCCCAGAUGCUGCACAUCGCCACCCAGAUUGCCUCGGGCAUGGUCUACCUGUCCUCCCAGCACUUUGUCCACAGAGAUCUGGCAACUCGUAAUUGUCUGGUGGGUAACGGCCUGCUAGUCAAGAUUGGAGACUUCGGCAUGUCCAGGGACAUCUACAGCAGUGACUACUACAGGGUUGGAGGACACACCAUGCUACCUAUUCGCUGGAUGCCCCCAGAGAGCAUCAUGUACAGGAAAUUCUCUACGGAAAGCGACGUCUGGAGCUUCGGAGUCAUCUUGUGGGAGAUCUUCACCUACGGGAAGCAGCCUUGGUUUCAGCUGGGCAACAAUGAGGUUAUUGAGUGCAUAACCCAGGGCCGGGUUCUGGAGAGGCCGAGGAUUUGUCCUAAGGAGGUGUAUGACAUCAUGCUGGGCUGCUGGCAGAGGGAACCGCAGCAGCGACUGAACAUUAAGGACAUUCAGAAGGUCCUGUUCGCCAUGGGAAAAGCCACCCCGGUCUACCUGGACAUCCUGGGCUAGCAGCGGCCCGGGAGGUGGCCCGUUCCUCGCCAGACAGACAGAUCGACAGAGACAUACAGACAGACCGACCCACACGAAUCCAGGAAUAACCAAACCAACCUGCUCCACUGUCGUAAAACACCUACAAUGUUUGGGAAGGACUUAAGUGCCUGCAACACUUUUGGAUAUAGUGGAUAAAACGUAUUCAAAAAAACACGCACUUUUACAUUUUGUUUACUUGCGUAUAAGAUGUACAGGUUUGAAGAAGACUUUUUUUUCCUCGAAAAAAAACUGCAAAAAUACACAAAAACGGAGACGGAGGGGAAGUAAAAUGGACUGGCAAUAGGAUAAUGGCCACAGCUUGAUUAUUGGGUGGAGAGAACACAUCAGAGUUAAAAUCUAUCCUGGGUUUGGUUUUAUGAAUAUAUAUAGAAAUAUUACAUAUAUUUUAUAUUUAUUUCUUUUUGUCAGGGUGUUGAAGGGUCUGCCAUGUCUGUUGCUAAGGGCUCGGCCCUGUCCGAAGACAUCACCGACAAACUAUUGGCAGGGACUUGACGAUGGUAGCCUUACUUGCACUCUGAUUGGCUGACACUGAGCUUUCGACGGGAACUCUAUUUCUGAGGAUUAACACUGGAUGGUUGAAAAAAGGGAGCGCCCUGUAGAGGACCUACCCAAUCAGACAGCCGACAAAUCUAUUUUAAUUUAAAAAUAAUGUACAUAUUGUAAAAUUCUAUGUGUCAAAAUUAUGUUAACUUAUUUUUUCGGGUGUUAUUUUGGUUCCUUUUCUGACUGUGAUCUGGGUGGCUAACGUAUAAAGCUAUGGUAUUUGUUUUCGUCCUAAUCUAGAGGAGUUUUCUCUUGGGAAUAACCCGUGUCAGUGCUGGUAAGUUGUCUCAUGUGGUGAAGGUGACUGACAGUGAAUACAGUUUGGAAAGUCCACUGACACUGAAUCACAGAGACUCUGGAGAAUGGGGGACGACUCAGAGCCAUCAACACGACACUUUCCAAAGAGGUGAUGAAACCUCGUACUCACUUUCCAGUUCAUUUGCUUUUUAUGGCAAGAAUAAUGCGUUGCUAAGUGAUAUCUUACACCACACUUCUGAACACACACGCACGCUGUGAGAGACUGUUUUGUCUUUUUCAGGCUUUUUGGUGUGAAACUGCUUUUCCACUCUAAAGAAAAGAUUUUUGGAACUGGACGUAUAAAUCAUCUGUUAGCUGCAGGUGUGUGCCUCGCAUACACAGCCUAAGAAAACCUGUAACAUAACGGAAUAGAUAGACAUUUUGGGAAGUGCAGAAUUAGAUGUGAAGGUCGAUACCUCUGCCAUGUCUGUCAGCUAAUUAUGAUGCUCCAACUAGCUUAGCAGUUAGCAUUAAGACUGGAUAUGAGCAAACAGCUUACCACGCUUUGUUUAAAGGUGACAAAUCCACCUAUUGGCAACUCUAAAGCUCAUAUGAACAUGUUACUUUUCUUUAGUUUAAGCUACAAAAAAAGAGGUGUAAAAACUGCAGCAGCUGCAGGUUUACAUGGAUUAUGUACUGGACUGUUUUAAGGCUGGGAGCGGAGGAGAGGUUUUAUCUAAAUCAGGGGCCACAAAGGGGCCAUGGUUGGAAGUAGGUUCACACUUGCUGUACACGUAUGGGCAGCACAUCCUUGUACCCAAACAAUUUACAAUUGCUCUAAACUAUUUCACACUGCUGCCACUUUCCUCCAAAAAUAAUGUGGUAUGUUGGGACAAAUGUCAUGAUUUCAUAGCUGCUCAAUUGAUCAGAAACCGAAGGACAAGAGAAAGUGAAAAUCUAAAGAGACAUCGAGCCAUAAUUCAAGGUUAAACACCGUAUUUGAUAUCCUAUCAGCUAACAUUAAACUAAUGAGUCCAAGAUGUGCAUUGGUAAUUGCGGGUUGAUUUACAUCUUCUCCAUAAUGUCAUGUGACUCUAUCAAACAGUAGUGGCUAAAUGCUAACGUUUGUCUACCUUUAGCAGUUUUACCUUGAAAUCUGAAUUUUCCUUAGGCCACCCAUUGUCUUUUCAGUUGCUGAUCACUGAGGAAGCUGUGAAAUGACACCAGUUUUAAUGCAAAGUGUCAACCUGCAAUACAGUAUUACGAUGUUUGAGCUUCCCAACCUGAGUGUGACGUCAGAGGAAAAUUGGCAUCAUGUUAAUAUGGUUUAUUUAGUCCCAAAAUGACAUAAAUCACUGUUCCAAACAUGAACAUUGUAGCAUAACAGCGUCAUGCAUACCGGACCAUUGUUGUACACUCACAGUUUGGUUAGGUUUAGGCAAACUACUCCAAUUGGUUAACAAAAACAAGGUGUUUUGGGCUAAAAACCAGUGUUACCUAUGUGACUUAACUUACAUAAGUAUGUUGCUAAAGUAAACUGAGUUUAGAAAAACUCACGGCCGACUUAAGUUUCUCACAGGAAACAAAUAGCGUGAAAGUCCUGUGUUUGUUUAAGCCCUUUAUUCACCCUGUCUUCCUCGCUAUGCUGACUGUGCCGCUCUAUACCACUUCACCUGACUUCCUCCUUCACAGCUGUAACAAUUACUACAGCCACUAGAGGCCACUGCCCAACAAUCAAUGUAAAUAUCAUAAUAAGCUGCUCGCAGGGUCGACCUUUUAGUCAUUUUCCUGAUGCGGACAGGCUGAAUAUGACAUUAGUAUCGAUCUUGUCAUCCAACUAUACAAUAAAGCAAAUUUCCCAAAAUGUCAAACUGUUCAUUUAAAAACAUUUAAGAAUCCUGUCACUUCACAAUCUAAGAAAAGAAACAACCCGAUAGUUUCCUCCCCCUGAACAUUUCCUUUAGAGCAACAAAUAAAAGCAUUUUUAUCUUAGUAUUCUCACUUGUUUUUCAUCAGCUGUACAUGACUCACAGCCACUCGUUCCUUCCUCGCACUCGCGGCCUUUGCAUGUUUGGCAAAGAUGAGGCUUUACUCCCGUCUGAUGCUUUGAUAAAAAACCUCUUCUGCCAUGACCAGAGAGGAGCCACUGAAGCAGGUCGACACUCGUGUUAAUUUAUGGACGGUACAUCAAAAACAAUAAUCAUUCGAGCAGAUCAGCUAAUUGUGUGGUAUUCUGCGUUCCAUACUUUUGAUAAUUACCGUAUUUAAUGAACUGGAAAACAUGAAGAGUUUUGUUCCAAAAUGUGACAGAGAAACAUGACCCCCAAAAAGCUUGACAGCAAAAAAAAACAAAACAAAACACUAAAACCAAAUGAUAUUAAUUUCAACAAAUCGUUCAUAAUUAAGCGCUCAGUGGACAAAAUGAGUUCAUUUUUACAGAGUGAAACCUGUAGAUAUCUCAGACGCUGAAUGAUAAACCUCAGGCAACGAUUUUAUUUUAUGUUGUAUCUGGAUAUAAAGCGUUUUGGAGUGGAACUCUUCACAUCUCUUCCUUAUUAUCUUGACAUGAAUUCUCACAGUGCCACAGUGUUGUCUCUGUUCCCCGUUGGGACUAUGUAAAUCAUUAAUGAGCAUUCAGUUAUUUCAAGUAUUUUAUAUGGAAGGCAGGAUCAAAUCCAACGAGUUACCCAAAGCAUUGAGUUUUUGUGUAUUCUCUUGUGGUAAAGAUAAACGCUUAAAGACAUUAUGACACAGACCGUGAGCAUUUGCAGGGUAUUGUAAUCCUUUCAUGGUGAGUUGAAUAUUGUUUAUAAAGUUUUCUUUUUUUUUUCUUUUCUUGGAUGAACUAACUGAACACUUUUUGAAGCGAAGUUGGCAUAUUACCAUGUACACAUGUUACAGAAUAUAAAAAUGUGGUAUAACAACUGCAGUAUAUAAAAUACUGGUAUUCCAUGAUAGAUCUUUGUAUUAAUGUGACUCUCUUAAGAAAAUGUCUUCAAACAAUCAGACGAUCUCCUUUUCCAUUUUGUCCUGUCUUAUAAAGAUGUGUAAAUUUGACAAAAUCUUGUGUUCAUCUAAAUCUCUGAGAAAGCUGAACAGCAUGUGUUCAGUGUGUGUUCCUCUGUCGACUCCUGAAGUGAUAGAAACACAACUUUUCUCUCAGGUCAGAGGUCAGGACCCAUCCGUAGACCCAGUUUUCUUUUUAUUUCAGCAGGACAACAUUUCUAAAACAUUUUAAGUGAAUUUGAGUUUUACAGACCAUCUCCUCUUUGUUUCUGUGGCCAGCUCCUUCUCACGGCCAACCCGUGGAAUAUGGCAGCUUGGUCUGUGGCCUCAAACUAUGCCUCCAGUGUCAUUUUUGAGCUUGAAUGGCUGCGAUGUCAAGUUAGUGCUAUCACUGUCACCAGUGCAGUGCCUGUUCAAUUUAUGCUGUUCAGCACAGACUGUCUGGUAAUGUAAGGGGUUUACAGAUCCAGUCUUAAGCCCCCUAAAGUGCUUACAGAGUCACUGGGGCUGCCACAAUAAUUUAAAUAAUGUUUGAUAUUUACAACAACCAAUCAAAAAAGGCAUCCAGGAGCAGCAGACAGUGCUGCCAGGUAACUAUCAUUUUAGCUCUCCAGGCUAGCAUUAGCUAACAUACUGCAGCUGAAAGAAAAUGAAAAUCUCACCUCCAGCUCUCACAGAGGAAUAGAAAACCUGUUUACCUCAUCUCCCCGCUCGUCCAGACUUGUUUAACCAUUUAUGGUUCAUUUCUUACUGCAACACAUUAAUUCCAUUUAGUCUACAUCUGUUUCCUCAUGAGAUCCUGUGAGAGUCGUCAGGUGUGAGAGUGUUGAAGAGACACACCUCACUGCCGCUCAGAGCGAUGUUCACUCAGCAACAAACCUGCCAAGUGUGAAGUCCAUCAGAUGAAUGGUUCUCCAGAUAUGUGAAUAUGGCAGACAGACAGACAGACAGAGAUUCCUUCCUUCACAGUUAGAUAUAGUACAUUUGAAGCAGCCAGUUAGACUUUCAGAAU
Molecule: messenger RNA, 7912 nt
Organism: Acanthopagrus latus (yellowfin seabream)
Lineage: Eukaryota; Metazoa; Chordata; Actinopteri; Spariformes; Sparidae
Gene: ntrk3b
Product: neurotrophic tyrosine kinase, receptor, type 3b
Exons: 17
Coding region: 619-3072 (817 amino acids)
Biological process (GO): protein phosphorylation; multicellular organism development; positive regulation of kinase activity
Cellular component (GO): signaling receptor complex; axon; plasma membrane
Molecular function (GO): neurotrophin binding; neurotrophin receptor activity; transmembrane receptor protein tyrosine kinase activity
Source: RefSeq, a predicted model, not a curated record